This is a messenger RNA of Podospora anserina S mat+, 966 nucleotides long. RefSeq lists its product as uncharacterized. The transcript has 2 exons. Lineage: Eukaryota; Fungi; Ascomycota; Sordariomycetes; Sordariales; Podosporaceae. Bases 1 to 966 code for a protein of 321 amino acids. Gene Ontology annotation, molecular function: nucleotidase activity. The record is from RefSeq and is a predicted model, not a curated record.
AUGGCUCGAAGCCGAUGGUCUAGUCUGUCAGUCCCAGUCAACUUACCCGGUGUCGAGACGUUCAAGAUGCGCUCCCAGAUCCUCCUUGCUCUCCUGCCAGCGCUCGGCACAGAGGCCAUCCGCAUCAUCCAUGCCAACGAUGACGGCUGGGCAGAGCUCUAUACACGGUCCUUCCACGACGCUCUUGUUGCUGCCGGUCAUGACACGGUUCUAGCGGCACCGGCAGAAAACAAAUCUGGAACGGCAUCGUCCGACGCGGAACCCAGUCCCCGCACCGCAGCUUGCCAAUACGACUCCUGCCCGGCAAACACCAACCAGCCCAUCGGCCGCAAUGAAUCCUCGCCCCGUCUCAACUGGGUGAACUCGUUUCCUGUCACCUCGAUGCGCUACGGCAUCGACACCAUCGCGCCUCCUUUCUGGAACGGCCAGGCCCCCGAGCUUGCUGUUUCAGGACCCAAUGUCGGCAGCAACGUCUAUGUCCAGGUGCAUUUCUCCGGCACCGUUGGAGCAGCCCUCUUUGCUGCCAAGGAGAGAAGAGUGCCUGCCAUUGCUUUUUCUGGUCUGUCGAGUGGCACGCUUGCCUGGAACACGACCCCCGUUCCGACUCGCAGUCUGGUGUACGCGCAGGUGGCCAGCAAGCUCGUCGAUGCCGUGGUCAGCAGUGGCAAGCCUUAUUUGCCCGAGGAUGUUUUCCUCAAUGUCAACUUGCCCAAGGUCGAAGGAAAGUGCACUGAUCCCCACAACUUCAAAUUUGUGCUCAGCCGGAUCAAUGUUGGCUUGUUCAGCGCCAAAGACGUGUAUCAUUGCGGGACGGAUCGAUUGCCUUUGGAGGCCAGUGUGGCUCUUUCUGAUGAUUGCUUGGUGUCGGUGAGCGUGGGGGAUGCCAAUGACAAGACAACCGCGCCGAAGGAAAAGCAAGAUAUUGUGCUGAACAAGCUGAGGGGGCUUUUCACUUGCUUGCCAUGA